Messenger RNA from Fusarium vanettenii 77-13-4, 549 nucleotides. RefSeq lists its product as uncharacterized. The record is from RefSeq and is a predicted model, not a curated record. The transcript has 2 exons. The coding region runs from base 1 to 549 and encodes 182 amino acids. Lineage: Eukaryota; Fungi; Ascomycota; Sordariomycetes; Hypocreales; Nectriaceae.
AUGCAUGGUGAAGAGUCAUCACAUUCGGGACCCCCACCUCCCAAGACCAAGGAACUAGCAGCAGAAAAAUUGACGGGUUAUGGAAUUCCGUCUCCUCAUCGACACGGCACAACAAGCGAGUAUGAUAGCUCGGCCAACAACUUCGUAUUCGACAAGAGCGGUGUGCUUCAUGCACGCCGUCGACGCAUUAGGCUACGGCAAGCCCAGCCUCCGAGGAUUGUCAAGGCGUCAUCUUCACAAUGUCCGCCGGCCAACACCAAGUUCUGUCCUUGUGGCUGCAUCCGAAACCGCCAGUCAUCAACACCACCAGGGACGAUUUCCUACCCACCACACCGGCCUCAACGCAAGUUACUGCAGGGCUGUGUUCUCUGUAUGCAGCAGUAUCCCGUUCCGGAAGAACUAAUGUCAUCCUCGACCUCCCGCCCUUUCCAGUCUCCUUCCCUGACACUUCCUCAUCGCCAACGGGCUGAUUCUGGGGGCGGCAAAACUUCUACCCUGGCUAGAUCAUCCAUUGUGAUGGCCACGCAGCAUGCAACCCAACAAUCCUAA